CCCGGGGCAGGAGCUGCAUUCCUCUCCUCUCCGCUCCAUUCACACGCAGGGGAACGAUCGGACACAGAGCACCGCCGCCACUCCGUGUGACCAGCGUGGAAAUGAGCCCAAGUUGUGGAAUUUAAAACCAUGGCGGGGAUAUCAGCCCUCAGGAUCACUUGAACGCGGCUCCAAGUUUGUGCCUCUUUGGAUGUUCCUGAUGACUGCUCACAACACUGAAAACAGGACAGUGGAUCAAUAGGAGUUUUUUUUUCUCCUUCCCUGGUCCCUCUCCCUCCCUCAAGCUCUCCUUCCUCAUUCCUUAAUAGUAGAGGAGGCAAAGAAUAAAAUCCUGACUUGAAUCCAGGCAGCAGAGAUUGUUCUCCUUCUUCCUUUCUCCUCCCCUGUCCCCCAAGGCCUUGCCUCCUGGACACUUCAGAUAUGUGUCCUCUUUCUCGGACAUUAGCCUUCCCUGGGCAGGGGAACUUGCUUCUCCUGUGGGGGGUUUUACUCCUUGUUGUCUCUUCCCCCUCUGAAGGUCAACCCCCACCCUUUGAGCGGUUUGCCCCUCCUGACAGUUUGCUCACACAUCUGGCCAUCCACAACAAGACUGGAGAAGUCUACGUGGGAGCAGUCAACUGGAUUUUUAAGCUGUCCAGCAACCUGACUAAACUCCGCAGCCACAUGACCGGCCCAGUGGUGGACAAUGAGAAAUGCUACCCUCCGCCCAGUGUCCAGUCCUGCCCACACGACCUGGCCCAAACCCCCAACGUGAACAAGCUGCUUCUUAUAGACUAUGCACAGAACCGACUCAUUGCCUGCGGCAGCACCUCGCAAGGCAUCUGCCAGUUCUUGCGUUUGGAUGACCUCUUCAAACUUGGGGAGCCUCACCACCGCAAGGAACACUACCUCUCUAGCGUGGCGGAGUCCGGGACCAUGUCAGGGGUCAUCAUAAGCUCCCCUCAAAGUCCUACCAGCAAGCUAUUCAUUGGAACCCCUAUUGAUGGAAAAUCUGAGUACUUCCCUACCUUGUCAAGUCGCAAACUGAUGGAGAAUGAAGAAAAUGCAGACAUGUUUAGCUUCGUCUAUCAAGAUGAGUUUGUCUCCUCUCAGCUGAAGAUACCCUCAGACACUCUGUCAAAGUUUCCUGCUUUCGACAUCUAUUAUGUGUACAGCUUCAGCAGUGAACAGUUUGUCUACUAUCUAACAAUGCAGCUAGAUACCAAACUGACCUCACCUGAUGCCAGUGGGGAGCAGUUCUUCACCUCUAAAAUUGUCCGCCUAUGCAUGGACGACCCAAAGUUUUACUCCUACGUGGAGUUCUCCAUAGGCUGCACCAAAGACGGGAUAGAGUACCGUCUGGUGCAGGAUGCCUUCCUUGCUCGACCAGGCCGGCAGCUGGCCAACUCCUUGGGGAUUUCCGAGAAUGAAGACAUCCUCUUCACGGUUUUCUCUCAGGGUCAGAAAAAUCGGGCAAAGCCACCCAAAGAGUCUGUGUUGUGCCUGUUCACCCUGAAGAAGAUAAAGGAGAAGAUCAAAGAUCGAAUUCAGUCUUGCUACAGGGGAGAGGGGAAACUCUCUUUACCCUGGCUGCUUAACAAGGAGCUCGACUGCAUCAACUCGCCCCUGCAGAUAGAUGACAACUUCUGUGGACAAGACUUCAACCAGCCUCUUGGAGGGACCAGUACCAUUGAGGGCAUCCCUCUUUUCGUAGACAAAGAUGAUGGCAUGACUUCGGUGGCUGCCUAUGACUACCGUGGCAACACAGUGGUGUUUGUUGGUACACGCAAUGGAAAACUGAAGAAGAUCUUGGUGAACUCUGUGAGCUCCAACCAUCCUUCAGUGCUUUAUGAGAAGGUGACCGUCAGCGAAGGAGGAAGUCCUUUACUGAGAGACAUGCUGUUCAGCCCUGACCUGCAGCACAUCUAUACUCUGACUGACAGACAGUUGGCGAGGGUUCCAGUGGAGAGCUGCGAGCAGUACACCACUUGUGGAGAUUGUUUGGGCUCCAAAGACCCUCACUGUGGUUGGUGUGUUCUCCACAACGUAUGUUCUCGUAAGGACCGUUGUGAACGAGCAGCAGAGCCUCAGAGGUUCGCCUCUGACCAAAGACAGUGUGUGGAGCUUACGGUUCAGCCAAGAAAUAUAUCUGUCACCAUGUCUGAAGUUCAGCUGGUCCUUCAGGCUCGUAAUGUGCCCGAUUUGUCAGCGGGGGUUAACUGCUCCUUUGAGGACUACGUGGAGACAGAGGGACGAAUUCAGGGUGGACACAUCUUUUGCUUGUCUCCUUCAGCGAGGGACAUCGCCCCCAUCACUAAGAACAAAGGUGACAAGCGGGUGGUGAAGCUCUACCUCAAGUCCAAGGAGACGGGCAAAAAGUUUGCCAGUGUAGACUUUGUCUUCUACAACUGCAGCGUCCACCAAUCCUGCCUUUCCUGUGUGAAUGGCUCCUUCCCCUGCCACUGGUGCAAGUAUCGCCACAUGUGCACCCAAAACGCCUACGAUUGCUCUUUCCAGGAGGGACGUGUCAACAAUUCUGAGGAUUGCCCCCAGAUUCUGCCAUCAACCCAGAUUUACAUGCCAGUCGGAGUCACCAAGCCGAUCACCUUGACAGCGAGAAACCUACCCCAACCUCAGUCCGGACAGAAGAACUAUGAGUGUGUCUUUGACAUCCAGGGCGUGACAUACAGUGUUCCUGCGCUGCGCUUCAACAGCACCUCCAUCCAGUGCCAGAAAACAGCGUAUACUUAUGAAGGCAGCGAUAUCAGUGACUUGCCGGUGGACCUGUCUGUAGUUUGGAAUGGAAACUUUGUUAUUGACAACCCCAACAACAUUAAAGCUCACCUGUAUAAGUGUUUUGCACUAAGAGACAGCUGCGGCAUGUGUUUGAAGGCCAACCCCAAGUUCGAGUGUGGCUGGUGCGUAGGAGAGAAGAAGUGCUCCCUCAGACAGGAGUGCACUCCCCCAGAGAGCAUCUGGAUGCACGCUACAACUGGAAACAGCCGCUGUGCACACCCAAAGAUCACAAAGCUCUACCCAGAGACAGGGCCCAGACAGGGAGGGACCAUGCUGACCAUCACUGGUGAGAACCUGGGUCUGCAGUUCAAAGACAUCCAAAAUGGAGUCCGCAUCGGGAAGGUGACAUGUAACCCUCAGGAGGAGCAGUACAUCAGCGCAGAGCAGAUAGUGUGUCGACUGAAUGAUGCAACAGGUUACAGAGUGCACGAGGCUCAGGUGGAGGUCUGCGUGAGGGACUGCAUCCACCCUGAUUACAAAGCUGUUUCAUCUAAGGCCUUCAGUUUUGUGACUCCGUAUUUUAACAGUGUCCAACCCUUCGCUGGCCCUCUGUCUGGAGGAACAAGGAUCACCAUUGAAGGCAGUCAUCUUAAUGCAGGCAGCGCUGUAGUUGUGAAGAUCGGGCUUCACCCGUGCACCUUUGAAAGGCGGAGCAGCAAGGAGAUUGUUUGCGUGACGCCGGCUGGGCAGGUCCCAGGCCCCAUUCCAGUCAUGGUGGACAUCAAUGCUGCAGAGCUGAGGAACCCCGACGUCAAGUUCAACUACACAGAUGAUCCCACCAUUCUCAAGAUCGAGCCUGACUGGAGUAUCGCCAGUGGAGGCACGAUGCUGACCAUAACUGGAACCAAUCUGGCCACCAUUAAAGAGCCCAAAAUGAGAGCCAAGUACGGAGUUGCACAGUCAGAAAAUAACUGCACGGUUCUCAACAACACCGUCAUGGUUUGUCUGGCGCCCUCUGUGGCCAAAUCUGACAGAAGCUUCUCUGAGAUGGGCACCAGUCCUGACGAGAUUGGAUUUGUCAUGGACGGCGUGCGCUCCGUACUGGUGAUAAACGAGACAUUCAGCUACCACCCAGACCCGGUGUUUGAACCCCUCAGUCCCACCGGCAUGCUGGAGCUGAAGCCCAGCUCCCCACUUAUACUCAAGGGUCGUAACCUAAUUCCUGCAGCCCCAGGAAACUCCAAGCUGAACUACACGGUGCUGAUCGGAGACACGCCCUGCGUCCUCACCCUGUCUGAGAGCCAGCUGCUGUGUGAAUGGCCUAACCUGACUGGAGAGCAUAAAGUCACAAUCCGUGUUGGAGGGUUUGAAUACUCACCUGGGAUUCUGCAGAUUUACUCCGACAGCCUGCUCACUCUGCCUGCCAUCAUUGGCAUUGGAAUAGGUGGCGGCCUGCUUCUGCUGGUCAUCAUUGCGGUUCUGAUCGCUUACAAGAGGAAGUCCCGGGAUGCCGACCGCACCCUGAAGCGUUUGCAGCUGCAGAUGGACAAUCUAGAGUCCAGGGUCGCCCUGGAGUGCAAAGAAGCCUUUGCAGAGUUGCAGACAGACAUCCAUGAACUGACGCAGGAGCUGGACGGUGCAGGAAUUCCCUUCCUGGACUACUGCACAUACGCAAUGAGGGUCCUCUUUCCUGGGAUUGAGGACCACCCUGUACUCAAGGAGAUGGAGGUACGGCUUCAAGCAAAUGUGGAGAAGGCCCUGACGUUGUUCGGCCAGCUACUGACCAAAAAGCACUUUUUGCUGACAUUCAUCCGCACACUGGAAGCUCAGAGGUCCUUCUCCAUGCGAGACAGAGGCAACGUGGCUUCUCUCAUCAUGACAGCAUUGCAGGGGGAAAUGGAGUACGCCACUGGUGUCCUCAAACAGCUCCUGUCUGACCUUAUCGACAAAAACCUGGAGAGCAAGAACCACCCGAAGCUGCUGCUUAGGAGGACGGAGUCAGUAGCUGAGAAGAUGCUCACCAACUGGUUCACCUUCCUGCUUUACAAGUUCCUGAAGGAAUGUGCUGGGGAGCCUCUCUUCAUGCUGUACUGUGCCAUGAAGCAGCAAAUGGAAAAAGGCCCAAUAGAUGCAAUCACAGGAGAAGCCCGCUAUUCCCUCAGCGAGGAUAAACUCAUCAGACAACAAAUUGACUACAAAACUUUGACGCUGCACUGUGUAAACCCAGAGAAUGAAAAUGCCCCCGAGGUGACAGUGAAGACUCUUAACUGUGACACAGUGACUCAGGUGAAGGAAAAACUGCUGGACGCUGUGUACAAGGGGACCCCGUACUCUCAGAGACCGAAGGCCUCGGAUAUGGAUCUCGAGUGGCGGCAAGGCAGAAUGGCACGGAUUAUCCUUCAGGACGAGGAUGUCACCACCAAGAUUGAUAACGAUUGGAAGAGACUCAACACCCUAGCUCACUACCAGGUGACAGAUGGCUCAGUGAUUGCCCUAGUGCCCAAACAGAACUCGGCCUACAACAUCUCCAACUCCUCCACAUUCACCAAAUCCCUCAGCAGAUAUGGUACGAGAGAAGAGAGCAUGCUGAGGACAGCCAGCAGUCCAGACAGCUUGCGCUCCCGAACGCCCAUGAUCACUCCUGAUCUCGAGAGCGGCACCAAGCUGUGGCAUCUGGUAAAGAACCACGACCACUCAGACCAGAGGGAGGGGGACAGAGGGAGCAAGAUGGUCUCAGAGAUCUACCUGACCAGACUGCUUGCCACUAAGGGUACCCUCCAGAAGUUUGUGGAUGACUUGUUUGAAACCAUCUUCAGCACAGCGCAUCGCGGCAGCGCCCUGCCGCUUGCCAUUAAAUACAUGUUUGACUUCCUCGAUGAGCAGGCUGACAAACACUCAAUAACAGACCCUGACGUACGGCACACCUGGAAGAGCAACUGUCUUCCACUAAGGUUCUGGGUGAAUGUGAUCAAGAACCCACAGUUUGUCUUUGACAUCCAUAAGAACAGCAUUACAGAUGCCUGCUUGUCUGUGGUGGCUCAAACAUUCAUGGACUCAUGUUCAACAUCAGAGCACAAACUGGGGAAGGACUCUCCUUCCAACAAGCUGCUGUAUGCUAAAGACAUCCCCAACUACAAGAAUUGGGUUGAAAGGUACUACUCGGACAUCUCCAGGAUGCCUGCCAUCAGUGACCAGGACAUGAGCGCCUACCUGGCAGAGCAGUCUCGGCUUCAUGCCAACCAGUUCAAUAGCAUGUCAGCUCUACACGAGAUCUACUCCUACAUUGUCAAGUACAAAGAUGAGAUCUUGUCAUCUUUGGAGCGGGACGAGCAGGCGAGGAGACAGAGACUGAGGAGCAAGCUGGAGCAGGUCAUCGACACAAUGGCCCUGGCCAGCUGAGAACAAUCCACCUGCCCCCUUUCCUCAUAACUCUUCUCCAUCUGUUGCUCUGUCUCCGUCGCUCUUCUCAGACAACAAACAAACAAACAGAAAAAGUCCAACCCCCAGAAACACGAACUGCAAAAGGACCGAAGCAGUAUACUGCAGACUUGGGGUGGGGUUCGACAGAGAUGGGCGGGCCUGUGUACGCUUACAUGUGUAUGUUUGUGUUUGUCUGCAGCACCGGUGCAGCGUGUGGGCUUGUGUCUGUGUGAGAGGCUCGGACUCCAGACAUUUUCACACAUGCAUACGUGGAGAACAAGUCCCUUGACAGUGUGUGAUUAUCGUGGAUGUUGGUGUUUGUGGUUUGCUUGAGAUUUUUUUUGUUUUGUUUGGAUUUCAGAAAAAUUUGUCAUUAUGACACUGACGAUGACCAGGAAAAUCGAGAGAAGCUCAGACACUCCACACAUGGUGUCACGAACAGAGUGGACCAAUAUGUUAGAGCCAGUGGAGAGUGGCUCUGAAGGUCAUGUGACUCCAAAAGUUGUCACGCUUUUCUUUGUUGUAUAAAUGUAAUCAACUGCCCACUCUCUGAUCUCUCGCCACUUGUAUUACUGCAGAAUUUGCACAAUUUACAGAAACCUUACAAAGCAAGACUAUAUAGAUAUUAUAUAUAAAUACAGUUUUUAAUGAAAGAUUAGGGAGAAAACAUUUUUGUUGUGUUUUUUUCAUUGAAACUGUCAAACACAAUAAAAAUAAAACAAUGAAACAUGAUUUGAUAUUUCAAGUACAGACGAAAAGACUCAAUGUAGGCAGAAAAUGAAUGAAAAACAAAAUAAAAAAUUCGUACUGUGCCAUGUUUUCUUUGAAUGUUGUUUAGUGUAAAGACAUUUUGUUAGAUGGAAUGUGAAACAGUCUGAUUUUUAAAUAUGAUCAUUGCCUAGUGACUAAAAAGAGCUGAUUGAGAUCAUCGUUGAAUGUGGAAGUAAACAUAGCGACAGACAAAAAAACUUCAUUAAGAUGCUGUUUUGAUUCAGGCGCCGCUAUCUGUUGGCUUUAAAAAGCCAAAUAUCAUAUAAUUAUUUUAUUGUUAGCUUCUAGCUCCUCAGCUGUUUGUCUAUUAGUUUCGAAAGCAGCACCUGAUUAAUAGUCAUUUACUGACUGAACAAUGAAGUAGCUACAUUGCACUACCUAAAAUAUUUUACUGUAGUUUUCCCCGAUGCAUAACUGACACCAUAGAGUUGCAUGUCAGUCACUUACAGCAUUAUUAUAAUUAUCAUGAUUCUGGCUUACUGCUUUUGAAAACCCCAAAAUUCUACUAAAAACUAUGUCCAUGUGUCGUAAGGUAGAAUUUAGAGACCUCUCUAUUCUCUGUAAGAGGGAAAACCUACAAAACCGGCGGGGUAUCAAAUAUUUUCCCCACUGUACAUCUGUGUGAAGGCUCUUGAAGCACUGACUCCAGUUGUAGUCCACACCGAAAACUCUUGAAUGGGCUUUGCUUCAGCAUCCUGUCAAGGCUUCGGUUGUCUCUGUUGCUUGCCCAUUUUUUUAUAUCAGAUAUUUUUUUCUUCCACCCAAUUUUCCAUACAAUAACAUUUCUGUAUUGAAAGUUUAUUUUUUAAAUUUUAGGUAGUAUUCUUAUUUUCCGAGAAACUGAAUCAUUUGUUAUCAUUGGCUGUAAGCCUUUAUCAUCAAAAUGAACAGAAACAAACUCUUGAAAUAUAUGACUCUGCAUAUAGUAGAAUCUUUGAGUUUCACUUUUUGAAUUGAAUUGCUGAAAUAAAUCGAUUUUAAUGGUAUUCCAAUUUUCUAAGAUGCAACUGUAUGCCACAAUCAAGACUCCACCGGCCAUUAGUUUCUGUUUGCCAUUUUUUAAUGACCUAUUUUUCCAAAAAAAUGAGCAAAGCUAAACCCUUACCGCUUGCAGACAGUUCAGGUAGCGCUUAGCUGAGCCACUUAAAAGGGACACAAAGUCAGAAAAGCUGUUUUCAGCCUCCAGCCACUAUUCCCCAGCAUUCCUCAGUUAUAAUACCCAAAAAAGGGGGCAUGGAAAAGAUCAACUGAGCAUUUCUUUCGACAUCUAAAUUUGAGGUAUGGGUUUUAGCUUUUCAUCCAUGCUGAGGUUGUAGAAGCAGCUCUGUUCAUUAGCCACAUCAGACGGAGUAAUCCUCCCCUCAGCCUGCAGCUCUUGUUUUAAAACUAGCCUAUUGCCAUGUGUGGCUUAAGCUUUUUUAUAUUGCUUCUCCCUUAAGAGGAUUUCUGUUUCUCUUUUUUUAAAGUCUUGACGUCAUAGUUUUUGACCUUGUGGUGAGAAAUGAUUUUUUUUCUGCUUGCCGAAAAACCAAACUGUGGUCUGUAUAAUGUUUUUGUUAAUGUUUCAUUUGUAAAUUGUAUACUUUUUCAUAAUGAACAAAUACGGUUGGCCAUUUAUUUUGCCUUUUGUUUUCGUUUUUGUUUUCCAAACAUGUAAAUUGUACAUUUUUACGGUACAUGGAAGACCAUGGAAAAAUUCCUUUCAGCUUACCGGAAGUUGAAGUACUUGACCGAACUCCUGGUUUUAUUUUCCUGAUCUAAAGGAUCGGAAUAAAACGGUUCAUCGGGUCAGAUGAGCCUGUGUCGUCGUGAUGGAAAUGUGACUUGCUGCUUUAAUUCUUGUACCUUUGUUUUUCUAUCCAACAUUAGGGCUGUCAUCGUAAAUGCUGUUGCUGUUCAUCCCAACCACUUUGUUUACUGUGCAUGUCUGAGACCUGACAUGCAUAUCAACCUUUUUUAACUGGAAACUUGUUUGAACUUGAUUGUUUACCCUGUAGACUGAAAACAAGUAUGCCUGUCCAUUCAAUAAUGAAAAAUUCUCCUUAGAUUUAAUGUUGGCUCUUAUGUCAUACCUGUUAGAUGAAAUAGGUAAGCAUUAUAUGGAAAUAUGGUGGCACUAAAGUGGGCAGCUGAUUGGUUGACUCUUGGUUGAGUCUUUGUUUGAUUCUGGAGUGCAUUUGAAUAUAUCUAGUUCAAAAUCAAAAAUCGUAAAGAUGGGCUUAGGCAGGGCAGUACUGUUUAUAGUGGUUAAUUUACCCAUGAACCACCAAUGUCUGUUUCCUCUGACUUUUUGCUGCAUUUUUACAUUUUGGUGCUCUUUUUGUAAAAAUCACAUGGCAUAAAAAUACAUCAUUGCUGAGGCUUAUUUGUUCUCUGAAGGGCCAUCUGUUGAGUGAUGUUUCUGAGUACAGGGGGCAAAAUUAGCUGCUGGAGAUGCUGCUCAGUAUCCAGCUGGUAAUCUGUCAGACUCUUUAAAAAUAGUUCAACCUUCUCAGCUCUUUCUCUGUUUUUGAUUCUGUUCAUGUCAUCCUGGCUGGUUUCAGAGGUCAGAUUCAUUUAUCACCUUCAUGGUUACUUGCUUUUUUUUUUUUUUAAUUGACCCACUUUGCAAGUCUAAACUGUUUUGCUGGCUUCCCAUCUCUGGUUAAUGCGGCUGAUGGUUUGCAUUUACUGUAACUGAGGUGAAAGAAUGUUUGUCUAAAAGCAUAUGUGUCAUCCGAAGCAGCCGCCACCAGCAGCCAAGUUACAACUCUUAACAAGUACAAGAAGCUCAGUGUUUUUCUGUGAUGCUGGAUUUUAGGCUGUUUUCAGUCACAACAAAACAAAGGAUCAUGUCUGAUUUUAGAGCUCUGUCUUCAGGUUGAGUGGAUUCAGCACACAGUGGUGCAUAAUUCCUUACUUUUUGGUUAUUUCUAGCCUCUUUAAAAUCAUUGCUGAAUCAAAAUUGAGACCUUGGUUUUCCUGCUUUCCUCUCAAUCUAGAACAUACUUUUUUUCCCCAGAAUGAUCGUUUCUUAGGAUCCAUGGAAACAAAGCAAAUGAAUUUAAGAUAGUCGGCAAGAGAAUUUUAAUGCUUCAAUUACCUGUACUUUUUUAGAGUUUCAGACUUGAAGCAACUGUCAUGAGUUUGCAGUUUAACACUCAUUGUGUAAAUAUUAUGUUAUGUUCCUAUUUUGCAGAUUUACUACUUGUAAAUAAACACGCAUCAAGGAGAGAUUAAACAUUUUUUGCUAAAUAAGUUCUGACUUGGAGUCAUAAUGUGGGUUUCUUCAUAAAUAAAAUACUGAAAAUGA
Messenger RNA from Girardinichthys multiradiatus, 10198 nucleotides. Its product is annotated as plexin-A1-like. The record is from RefSeq and is a predicted model, not a curated record. The transcript has 32 exons. Gene Ontology annotation, cellular component: semaphorin receptor complex. Gene Ontology annotation, biological process: regulation of GTPase activity; regulation of cell shape; semaphorin-plexin signaling pathway involved in axon guidance. Lineage: Eukaryota; Metazoa; Chordata; Actinopteri; Cyprinodontiformes; Goodeidae. Gene Ontology annotation, molecular function: protein binding; semaphorin receptor activity. Bases 421 to 6114 code for a protein of 1897 amino acids.